Molecule: messenger RNA, 5487 nt
Organism: Oryzias latipes (Japanese medaka)
Lineage: Eukaryota; Metazoa; Chordata; Actinopteri; Beloniformes; Adrianichthyidae
Gene: pip4k2aa
Product: phosphatidylinositol-5-phosphate 4-kinase, type II, alpha a
Biological process (GO): phosphatidylinositol phosphate biosynthetic process
Cellular component (GO): plasma membrane
Molecular function (GO): 1-phosphatidylinositol-5-phosphate 4-kinase activity; 1-phosphatidylinositol-4-phosphate 5-kinase activity
Source: RefSeq, a predicted model, not a curated record
UGCUGUCACUCCCCAUCGGCCGAGCUGUCAGUUGACAGCCCCACACAUGAACAUCAAUGCUGCUCAAGUGGAGUUGACCACCCGCUGACGUUAUCUCGUCCUUCGCUCAUUUCCCUCCCCCCCUCUCCUCCUCUUCCCUAUCUUCAAAACGAAACAAGAACAUUUUAGGAUAUACCUCUGUCAUCUCUACGGACUGACCACAAACGCAUAGGAGGAGAAGGAGGAGGACUGGGCUGCAUGCUAGUAGCUAGCAGCUGGCUAGUAGCUUUAGUUAGCUUGCAGAGCAGCAGUGGCUCGCGGGCUGCCGGAGUCCUGCCCUGCUUAGAGCCGUUGUUUGAUGACCGAUGGUCGGUUGAGCUUAUGCUAGCUGGGAGUGCAGAGCAAGCAAUAGGUGUUUCGUUUAAUUUAUGUUUUGUCUUGCUAAAUUGUGUCGAGACCUGAUAGUUUAUUUGUUAGUAUAAUAGAAGAACUUUCUGCGUUUAUUAUUACGUUUCUUAGUUUUAGGAAAUUUAUCGUGAGCUAGCUAGCUGCAGGCUAAUCGGUUUUGCUAAUGCCAGCUCAGUGCUAGCUUGACUUGCAGGGGUGCGGAGCGCUCCAGACCAGUCAAGGAAGGAAGAGCGGCGAUGUGGGCUGUGAUAGCCUAUAGAUGAAUUUUUAUUUAGUCCUAUUCGGAGUUCUCAACUUUGGGCUGUAUUUUCAGAUGCGUUUUGUGAGGGGCUAAGACUAGAGACGGAGCGGCUACGACCACUUUGGCUUGCAAACUGAUUAAAUGAGUAGUAUUGAUAUUGCUGAAUCGUGAGCUCUUGGCCGCCGUGCCAGUUUUUAGGAGAAGACACUUCCAGCAUCGUCACGCCGACUGCAAUACCCAGCCAUUGUGCUUCAAACAUGGCUUCAGCCAGCAGCAUCGCCGCAUCUAUUGCGAGUAAAACGAAGACCAAGAAAAAGCACUUUGUUGCUCAGAAAGUGAAGCUCUUCCGUGCCAGCGAUCCCCUGCUCAGCGUGCUUAUGUGGGGAGUAAACCACUCGAUAAACGAGUUAAGCCAUAUUCAGAUUCCCAUUAUGCUCAUGCCAGAUGAUUUCAAGGCUUAUUCCAAGAUUAAAGUGGACAACCAUCUAUUUAACAAGGAGAACAUGCCCAGCCAUUUUAAGUUCAAGGAGUACUGUCCACUGGUGUUUCGUAACCUCCGGGAGCGGUUUGGUAUUGAUGAUCAGGAAUUCUCGAACUCUCUGACACGCAGCGCUCCUUUGAACAGUGACGCUCAGGGCCGCAGCGGCGCCCGUUUUCAUACGUCUUACGACAAACGCUACGUCAUCAAGACUAUUAGCAGCGAAGAUGUGGCAGAAAUGCACAACAUUUUAAAGAAAUACCACCAGUUCAUUGUGGAAUGCCAUGGCAACACACUGUUGCCUCAGUUUCUGGGGAUGUACCGACUCACCGUGGAUGGAGAUGAGACCUACAUGAUUGUUACACGCAAUGUCUUCUCCCACCGCCUGUCUGUUUACAAGAAAUACGAUCUCAAGGGUUCCACUGUAGCAAGAGAGGCCAGCGACAAAGAGAAGCAGCCAACCCAACCAGAGGAUGCGCCCCCUCGGCCCAAAUCUGGUAAUGUUCAGCAAAGGCUGCAAACACUGCGGAUUGCCACGCGCUUUUACUGUGCCAUGAAACACGUAAGAGAUGCUAAGGAGCUGCCCACCUACAAGGACAAUGACUUCAUCAAUGAUGGACAGAAGAUCUACAUUGAUGGGGAGAACAAGAAAAUGUUCCUGGAGAAGCUUAGAAAGGAUGUGGAGUUCCUGGCUCAGCUAAAGCUCAUGGACUACAGUCUGUUGGUGGGGAUUCAUGACGUUGAGCGAGCAGAGCAGGAGGAGGUGGACAGCGAGGAUAACGAGGCGGAGGAUGACGGAGAGAGUGACGGAGGGGGAGUCGGGACACCCCCCGACAGUCCCAGCAACACUCUGGACAGCACCAAGCCUCUGUCGCCGGGAGAGUUUGAUCCCUCCAUCGACGUCUAUGCCAUCAAAAGCAAUGAUGGUGCUCCCAGAAAAGAGGUUUACUUCAUGGCUAUUAUAGACAUCCUUCAGCAUUAUGAUGCCAAGAAGAAAGCUGCUCACGCCGCCAAGACUGUCAAACAUGGGGCCGGAGCAGAGAUCUCCACGGUGAACCCAGAACAGUACUCCAAGAGGUUCUAUGAUUUCAUCGCCACCAUCCUGUCUUAGCCUCCUGAGCAACAUAGAGGCACAGAUGCACAUGGGAAAGGGAGGGCAGGUGGAGAGUGGGGUGGAGGAGAGAUGGAGAGGAGAACCAUAGAGGCAGAGUUGUAAUAAGGUGCUGUGAUGGCUUCGGAUCACUCUCCCUCAUCCAUCCUCCUCAUUCCUCGCUUCUCUCUGUUUCAGUGGGGUGCCGCACUGCAGCUAAACAAAACAUUGUUUGUUUACAUUCUUUGUUUGGUUCUAUUUGUGUUACUUUGGAUGGUAAGGUUCUUCAAAGCUUGUCCAAGUCAUUACAUUUUAUAUACAAGCAGUUGUUGUUGUUUUUGUUGUUGUUUUUUUGCUUUAAAUGUGGGAAUUUGGAAUUUUUCCCUUUUUGUUAUUGUUCCUAACACAAAACGGAGUUCUUCAUUUUUGCUUGUUUUGAAUGUUUCUCAUUGUUGUGAUGUUCAUUGGAAUGUUGGCGAGGCUGUGACGUCUCUACGGAGCGAGCACAGGCCCAACGCAGGCUUUCAAACGGAGAAGGCCUGGAAGGAGUUGAACCUUUCCUGAUGCAAAUCGCUUCUUUGCAGGAAGUAGGAAGCAGUCUUCCAACACGCCAAGAGCCCACACGCAUUCCCCAAAAGAACAUGCAAGCACUCAGCCAAACAAAUCUUCUCCCUGAACACCCUCAAUUCCGCUUUAAUGUGUUCUUUUUUCCUGCUUUUUUUUUUAAUUUGAUUUCCACAGUACUUUGCUGAAUUACAGUGUUUGUUUACACCUCAGUGGUUUCUCUGUGUUGAUAUGCAGUGACUUAUAUUUGGUUAAAGGGAAGGACAUUUGUCCGUAAAAGGAGGGGACCAAUCUGAUUGGCUGUCGUCUCUCCUGUUACUGAAAAUUACCGAUGGAAAAAAAAUCCAGCUUUCUGCUCCUGCAGCAGAGAGUCAGUCAUCAGAGUGUCUUCACAGUGGGUGUCGCAACUUUCCGUCUCCGACUGCACCUUAUGAUUCCAAUCCGAACUGAUGCACUUUUCAUUAUUGUUAGGAGCUAUUUUUCUGUUACAUCCUGCAGAUGUGAGACAGACAAACAGAAGAAACAAACCGUGUCCGGUCUUCCUCCGUGUCCCACCCUUUUUUCUGCUUCUUAAGGGUAGGAAGGCAUUUACGGCGUCGAGGGAAGACAAAGUUGUGCAGAGUUAGAAAAAGCAGCUGGUCUCGUCCUUUAAGAAGCACUCUGUGGGCUGGUAGCGCUUGGAUUUGGGGACCAAUCUUUAGCUUGUCUUUGCAGGGCGCGCAUACGGCAGUUUACCUCCAGCAUUGCACCAACACACACCCACUGUUGACGAGGGGUGUGCGUGUUUCAGUAUUUAGAAGUUGGAAUGGGGAGGGGGGCCUUCAGUAAAGUAGCUAAAGAUUUCUUGUUCAUUAAUUAAUGCCAGUUGUAAGGCUUCUAUUUGUUUGCUAUUUUUUUAAAGUGAGUUGUCUGUGUUAUACUUUGUGUUUUUUUUUUUGUUUUUUGUAUAUUUUGCACAAGAAGAAAGGAACCAAAUGUUACGAAUACGACCCCAGUUACUCAACAUGGUCUUAACAAGGGAAAUGCAAUAUACCUGUGUGAACGUGAGAACGUUGUUUUUGUGUGGAUCACCUUUGGAUAACCAGCUAAAACAAACAAAAACCUGGUCUUUGUUGACUCUUCUAACCUGUGCAAAAACCCUCCAUCACAAUGUUUGUUUGGAUUCAAUUUUACAUUUCUAUUUUUACAUUGAAUUUUAGUCCUAUAAAAAUUGUUAUCCUGUUAAAUAUCAAUAUAAGCGAUCCCUUUGGAAUGAGUGCUGAUGCUGUGGUGAUGAAGAAUGCUGUUUAAAUGUUUGCAAUUUACAUUGAAAAUGUGUUUGUUUUUAAUGCAUGGCACAAAAUUAAGCCCCGCCCUCUCACACGCGUGUUGUCCUGUGUAUCCCUCCACUUUAACCACAUGUAUAGGAUGUUUGGCAGUAAAUAGUCCCUCCCUUGCUUUUGAGAAUUGUUUUGCAUUGUAUACACUGUGCAAGAUGUGUGCCUUUUUACUCCAAAUUAUUUAAUUUUAUAUUUUAACUUUUUUUUUUUUAAACAAAUUUAAAAGGUUAUUCAAGUAAUACUUUGGUGUAUUAUUUUCUGCUCUUAUUUUCCAGUCUCUUUUUUUUGUUUGUUUGUGUUUUGAGCACUUGUGUAUUUGCUGUUGUUUCUCCGUCAGGUCAAUAAAUUGUUUCAAGCAUUGUGUUUCUAAGAUGCAAAGUGAGUCUUUGAAUGUUGUGUUUUGCUUUGGUUUCAUGGUUGUUGUGUGUGCAUCCAUCCUCUGCUGCUUCCUUAAGAACGUGUGUGUGUGUGUGUGUGUUUGUGUUGUGGCUGUGGUCCGUCAGCAUGUUCUCCAUUUACCAUUAAAACACAAGAAGCGGUGAUUUGACUCUUCAUCUGCUUCCAGCCGUUGUGGUUUUUUUUUGCUCUGAUGCUGCUUUGGUGUGAUGUUCUUUCCUGAGUCGACUGUCUUCUCCCUCUGUUGUUGUCAGGGAGGCUUUCAGCAGCUGUGAGGGGUCAGGGGUCAGCUGGUGUUUUACUGUGAAGGACUGUCUGUAGUUCAAACUGUACCUUGGGUUGUGUCCUUAAAAAAAAGGAGGAAUGAGGGAACACUGGUGUCUUCUUUUCUGCCUUUUGCUUUCUUGUUUGGUUUUGAUCCCAAAGACCUCGCUGUGAGCACACAGAGUGAGUUUUUAGGAGUUCAGUUCUGUCCUCAAGCUGGAUCUGGACAUCUUGGGUCAUUUCCUUCUCUUGUGACUUUCGGCAAACUGACUUCUUUCAGUACCCCCCCCCCCCCCCCCCCCCCCCCGAACCAGCUUACCUGCUGCCACUGUGUGUCAAAAGCACGUCGGCAGUCCCAGCGUCCCCACGUUUGUGUUUGUGUUGAAGCUGAAUCUGUUGUAAUAGAUGGAGUAAAGUGUGCAGUAAAUGUCACGGAAACGAUUUGGUUUCUCGUGCUGAAGGGAAUCCGAGACGAAAGACCAGUCGUGAGACGGACUAAAAAAUGGACCAACUUCUGGGAGGAAAGCUCAGAAACGGCAUCCGGCUUGUUUGCCGUCCUCUCCUGCAGAUCUGCUUUGGCGUGGGCCGGCUCACCGCUGGUGUGAGUUGAACUGAUGACCGCUUCCCUUCAGCAGCAGAGGCCAAACUGAUCUGUGUGUGUUUGUUGUUCUUCACAUUUAAUGAUAUUAAGAAAACGCUCCAUCCAUAAGUUCACUCAGACCAAUUAAAGCACUUGUUCUGCUUAAAA